Messenger RNA from Wickerhamiella sorbophila, 2523 nucleotides. Its product is annotated as Bud site selection protein 6. The record is from RefSeq and is a predicted model, not a curated record. Bases 1 to 2523 code for a protein of 840 amino acids. Gene Ontology annotation, cellular component: cytoplasm; cell tip. Gene Ontology annotation, molecular function: cytoskeletal regulatory protein binding. Gene Ontology annotation, biological process: establishment of cell polarity. Lineage: Eukaryota; Fungi; Ascomycota; Dipodascomycetes; Dipodascales; Trichomonascaceae. The transcript has a single exon.
AUGCCUGACGAGCGGCCGGAAUCGAUCAGUACGAUUGAGAGCACGGUCACGCGGCUGUUGAUUUAUACCAAGCAGCUACUUGAGUCGCUCACUCUAUGGUCUCGCAGCCAAGCGUCUGAGGAGGAUGUCAGCGAUGUCUAUGUCGCGCUCGGUAACGAAUUCAACGUCGCUUGCCGGUCGUUUAUGGAUGCCGGUAUCGAAGUCAUGGAUUUAGGUGAUGUGCCGCAGAUGCUCCGUGUUGUUCUAGAGCGCGCAUUGGCAGGUGAAGCCAGCGAAGACAAUCUCGAUCACUUUCUGCCUCAGAUCCGUGAAAUCAUUGUCAAUCUUCUGCGCCAGCUAAAGCACAAACAAAACCUGCUACGCCAUCGCGAAUAUCGUGGUCAUCGCAAUUCACAAGCUUCGAUAUCCUCUACCAAUUCGAGUCCAAGGAGAGCUUCUGCUGGUCGUGACUCUCAUAGUUCGAGUCGGAUUUCUGACAGCCCCAGUCGCGGAUCUCCUGCGCCCAGUGGCCCUUACAUCGGCCACCAGCCUCCCAAGGUUACUUCUGCACCCACAGCUAAGGCUGCACCCUCUCUGACGUCCGCACCGGCUCCUAAUGUUGCUACGUUUGCUCGCGAUCCACUGGCAGCUUUACAACGAAGUGAGGCGCUUGAACGAAGAGCUUCCAAGCGUUAUUCACAGUAUCAUAUGUCGAAAAUACCUGGGGGCCCAGUUCCAACUACCCCAGUUGCUGGCGAGCAAGCUUUGUUGCCCACCUCAACCCCGCACAGAUCUGUGCCUGCUGAGUUCACCGAUGCCACAACUGUUGUUGACGAAGUACGCAAAAAUAAGCAUCUGGAUUCUGUUCCAGAGAUGCCACAGGAGCCUUCGGAGGCUCGUCGUCAAAGUGUUAAAGACAUAUCUGCACCGCAGAGCCCGGCAAAGGGCUCGAUGUCAUCUGCUUCAAUUGAACCCACCCCGCAGCCCGAAACUGGUGAUAAAGAACUAGAUCACAAAGAGCCUGAAGCGCCUGAAAAGGCGCAAGAGCCAGUAGUAUCUAAACUUGUUACUGUUUUUCUCAGAAUGGGUCAGCGCGUCCGGAAGGCUGAGCUCGAACCACCACCUUCAUUGGCAGCAAUUCGCCUCAAGUUUGUUGAAACAUUCUCAUUCAACCCGAGCGGCGGCGAAAUGUUCCCUGAAAUGCUAAUCCAGGAUCAUAAAACUGGUGUUGAAUAUGAACUUAAUGAGGGCACGGUCGGAGACGUUACCGAGGGCUCCCUUAUCACAUUGUUGGCUAAAACGCAGCAAGAGUCUUCCUUGGAGAAGCAAGUUGCUAACCUUGGUGACAUGAUGCGCGAAUUGAUGGUCCGUAUGGAUGGUCCAUCCGGUAGAUCAGCCUCAAUUCCCAAACCUGGUCCAUCAAGAGCUAGUCCAGCGAUGGCAGGCUCACCAUUUGUGACCCAGACUACAUGGAAGACCAAGGCACCCUUGAACAACGUUGAAUUGCUUCGCCAAGAUGUUGCUGUCGUCCGCCAAAUUUCCAGCGAAACCAUCACUAACCUCAAAGAAGAGUUGAAAACUCUAAAAGAGCAGGCACACCAACUGCAAAAUGCCCAACCAGGCACGCAGCGAGACUUUAUGGUUCAAUCUCGCAAGAAGCUUAGCGAGGAUGGUAAUCAACUACUUACUUGGAUUGAUGAUUUGCAAGACAUUGUCGAAGGGCAGCGCAAAGACGUUGCUUCCCGUGGUGUACGUCUUUCACCCAAGCAAUUGGAGCAGGUCUCCAAGGAGCUGCUGAGGGCUCAAAGUGAGCUUUCCACGAUGUCUUCUUACAUGAACCGUGAAAAGCCUCGGUGGCGGCGAACCUGGGAACAAGAGCUCAACACUGUUGUGGAAGAGCAGGAAUUUUUCCAGCUUCAAGAGAAUCUUGUUAAUGACAUGCUGUCGGAUCUAGCCAAAACUCGUGAAACAUUCGAGCUGGUCGAGCAAUGCAGUCAUGAAAUGGCUCGUAGCGACAUCAAGCGAAACCCCAUCCUCCCCCCUCCGGCGCCUGAGGGUCCUGUGGAAGCAAUGCGCCGUGUUCACGGUGAGGUUGCUGCUUUGAAACCCGACCAUGAUAGCAGGGUUCAAGCUAUUGAACGGGCUGAGCGGUUGCGGAAACGUGAGCUUGCCCUGCGAAACGGAGAAUUUGAGCAAGAGCUCGGCGACUAUGUCCACGACAACAAACUGAAUAAGAUUGGCGGAAUUGAAGAAACCGAGCGCCGUAGACAGGAAAGGGAUGAGAAGACGCGUGCAGAGGCGGUCAAGUCGGAGCAGGAAGCCCAAGAACAAAUGAAGAAGAUCAAGGAGGAGAGGGCCAAAGCUCGUGCGAAAGCAAAGGAAGCUUCAACUAAGGACGUAGAGCCAUCUGGUGAGAGUGAGUCUCAAGCUGAAGCCAACGGUGAAGCCGAAGCUGACGAGAGUGGUGAGUCUGAAGAUGAGUCUGACUCGGAGUCUGACUCGGAAUCAGAGCACUCGAAUUAUGAAUCUGGACAUUCUGAUUAA